Triticum urartu is the source of this 1029-nucleotide messenger RNA. RefSeq names its product Glycolipid transfer protein (GLTP) family protein (gene ACD11). NCBI's taxonomy places the organism in Eukaryota, Viridiplantae, Streptophyta, Magnoliopsida, Poales, Poaceae. The record is from RefSeq and is a predicted model, not a curated record. Gene Ontology annotation, cellular component: cytoplasm; cytosol; membrane. Gene Ontology annotation, biological process: ceramide transport; intermembrane lipid transfer. Gene Ontology annotation, molecular function: ceramide 1-phosphate binding; ceramide 1-phosphate transfer activity.
CAAGGCAUCACCACACAGAGAGAAAAAAAAAGAGCACAACGCAUCAGCCCAGACGCCGACGCCACCCAACCCAAGCUCUCCAACUCGAAGCGCCCACCCUCUCCGCCGGCGGCGACCGGCCGAUGGGGUCCAACGAGGCGGACAAGCCGCUGCGCCGGAUCGGCGCGUCGUUCGAGCAGCUCGCGGCCGUCGCCAAACAGCAGCAACAGCCCGCGAUGGCGGCGGGGGACUUCUCGCGCGCCUGCUCCAACGUCUCCGUCCUCUUCGGCUGCCUCGGCAUCGCCUUCAAGUUCGCCGAGAUGGACUACGUCGCCAAGGUUAAUGAUUUACUGGAGGCAUCCAAGACGAUUUCAACAUUGCCCUCCAUGGUUGAGCUUGACAUUCAAAAGGGCACUGUCAGGCAGGCGGGGAGCCAUACGAGGAAUCUACUGAGGGUUAAGCGUGGGAUUGAUAUGGUGAAAGUUCUGUUUGAGCAGAUAUUGGUCACAGAAGGCAACUCCCUGAAGGACGCAGCGUCAAAGGCUUAUGCUCAGGUGUUUGCUCCUCACCAUGGCUGGGCCAUAAGGAAGGCCGUUGGUGCUGGAAUGUAUGCCCUCCCUUCUAAGUCGCAGCUCUUGAAGAAACUGAAUGAAGAUGAAAAUUCGGCAAGGGCUCAAAUGCAGAGUUUCGUCAGGUCGUCUGGACCAGUAAUUCUCUACGUCGAAGACCUCUUCACCUCCAAGAAUUUAGGGCUGGACUGGUGAGCAAAGCCUAUACAGAGAGACUUCCAAUGUACUAAUGCGACUAGAUGGUGUGCUGUGACCUCAAACAACUGUAGCUGGUUUUGGUGUUUUGAGUUCGAGAGUUCAGAGUUGUAACCUAAAUUCAAUAAGCUGUGCUACCGUGGAGGUUCUUGACGGGUGGAUAUGGGCGGGAGCCGUUGUUACAAACCUGAAAUUCCAGCUUAUCUCUGAGCUGUUAAACUGGAAUGCUACCCUGCAAUGUAUGAUGUAACAACAUGAAAUUCCAUUUUAUCUCUAAGCUGUUAAA